Phaeoacremonium minimum UCRPA7 is the source of this 594-nucleotide messenger RNA. RefSeq lists its product as hypothetical. The record is from RefSeq and is a predicted model, not a curated record. NCBI's taxonomy places the organism in Eukaryota, Fungi, Ascomycota, Sordariomycetes, Togniniales, Togniniaceae. The transcript is spliced from 3 exons. Bases 1 to 594 code for a protein of 197 amino acids.
AUGCCUUCGUUCAAGACCGCCUUCCUGGCCCUGGCCGCCGCCCUCGUUGCAACCGUGCAAGCCGAUUACUACAUCAACCCCGACAGUGUCCCUCUGUCUACAAGGAAGCAGUGGUGCCAAUAUGAGCUGAGCACAUGCCCUUCGAUCUGCAACGACGAGGGAGCCGGUGGUGCCAAGGAGAACUCGUGUGACCCAAACACUCUCACCUACGCAUGCCUGUGCAACAACAACCUCCAGCCCAACGUGUCCGAGUACAGCCUGAGCCUGCCGUACUUCACCUGCACGGAAUGGGGCAACCAGUGCGUCAACGGUUGCGGAGGCGACUCGUCGUGCCAGGCCGACUGUCGGCAGGACCACCCGUGCGGUGCUCUCAACCCGACCCGCGUCAACAGCACGACCAGCUCCACGAUGGCGGCUACCGGCACGAGUGGUGCUACGGCCACGGGCGACACGAUCUACACCGGCCUGGGCGGAUCUACGUCGACCUCCACGCCCCAGGACAACUUUGCCCCCGGCACCUUUGAGAUGGCGCGUGUGUACACGAUGCUGCUCAGCAUCGGGGCUCUCUUCGCAGGUUUCACGUUCAUGCUGUAA